AUGAGCCAGGAGGACGCCCACCGCUCUUGCAAGAUUCAGGGUUGGUCGAGCAAUCCAGAAGACUCAGAUCACCAAUGUGGCGAAAGCGACACCGAAAAGACGUGGUUCCCUGGCGAUGGGAUCUGUCCACCAACUUCAGAGUUCCUGGCCUGCUGUCGAGCCAGCUAUCAGCUUUGGGCCCAUGCAGCAUCGUCCCCACGGCCAGACGAUGGCCUUCUCAUUACCCGUAUUACCCGGGCCUUUGUGAGGAUGCUCGAAAAUGUUCCCCGUUUUCUCUAUCAUCCGCCCAAAAACGUUGAAGUUUUCGGAACGUCAGGCACACGUUUGACUGUGCAGCCAUCCCUCCGCAUGCGAACCACAGAAGAUAUGGAUUGUACGCAGCACUAUAAAUGGUUUGAUGUUGUUCAAUGCCUCGGGGUCCCAGUACCUAAGUCUUACGAGAUAACCGCAAUGCAACAGCAAGAGAUCUCUCUCACCUCAGCACCCCUAAAACGUGGCCAUCUAACUAGUAUUAUAUUGGCUUGGUCGUACAUCCUUUCGUGUCGAUGGGUCGAGAUCCUACAAGAGGCUGGAUGGAACGCUUCCAUUCAGCAUGAGAGAGGUUUGCAGAUCGCCGAUAGCUUCUGGAAGUUAGUUACCCAAGGUCGCUGGCAGGCUAGCGUAAAGAUCGCGAAGGGUACACAUUAUUCACCAUGGAUGUUAAUAGAAAGCUUCCGUCUUGGAUCGUCGGAUUCGGCUAACACGCUGUGUAUGACACUGGCAAUGCUCCUGGGAUCCUGCAUUUCAGAAGGUCUUGAGGCUGAGCUUCUUACUGGACUGGCUUCGGUUCUGAUGCUCCUAUCACGAAAUGAACGGCCAUGGCUGAGUCCGCCGACUUCUAUCCCCAAAACCCCCAUGACCCCAGCUUCCACUCGCUCUGCUAGAAGUCAUGCCCUUUACAAGCUCUGGGGUUGUCUUGACAAGGCCAUGUAUCUCAGUUCCACGAGAGCUGCUAUUGAAUCAUUGAUCCGUAGCGCUUUCUUUGAUUCGUCUGUUCCUUGUGAUCUUCUGGGAGCCUUCUUUUCCGGUACAAGAGAGGCGCUUUCCUCUGCAGAUAAGUUUGACCCUCAGCGAGCGUUACAUGCAAUCACCAACCGGAGGCCACGUUUGAGCCCGUUGUGGGCUGCUGAGAUAUGCAUGGAUCCAGAUACUCUUUCGUAUGAAGUCCUCGAUUGUUUGCCACCUAUUUGCCUGCCUGCCGCCCUCUGGACGGGCACAAUGCAGUCAUUCCUCCAGGUGGCAUAUCGGUCCGACGAACCAGCAGAGCCAGAAGCAAAAUUACUUCGUGCCCGAGAGUUCCAAAUCGCUUACUUCUGCCAACCUAGUAUACCCGUCCCAGAGACACCUGCUCCUCCAUUCGGUGAAACGAUCUUGAACAACGUCAGCCGUGAGGUUGAAACACACAUGGCACAUGGACAUAUGACUAGGUCGUGGCAAAUGUACUGGACAACUAAAUCUGGGGCGAAGAAACCGGCGACCGCACAAUAUGUACUUGAACUUGUAGAAGCUCGAAUGGAGAAGGAUGUUGCUGACUACAACUUUGACGAAGAAUUCCCAAUCAAGUUAAGAGAGGCCGUGGACGAAAUUUCAUGUUCUGCAACAAGACGAAUGUUCAAUUGGCAUCGAGAAUACGAUGGCGGCAUUUCGCUUGAUGAUGGAACCAUGAGUCCUGAAACCGUUCGUUGCUUGCAAGCACAUCCAUGGGUUUCGGGCCCAUUGAUUGAUUCUGACACGUCUAUUAAAGUUGGUGAAGAGGAUGAUCACUGGAAUGACAAUAACCAACAUAUUCCAACCAAGGAAGAGAGAAAAGGCGGUGUUUCAACCAGUGAAUAUAUUUUGGAGUGGCAUAAAGAGGUAGAGAGAUGCCAAAGGUCUGAAGACGCCAGAGUCUCUAGUUGAACUCAUUAGUUCCCGUGAUACUCCGCCAAAGGCCAAAGUAUUCAUGGAUCGAUUGUUUCUCUAUUUCAUUUGCGGCGGAAAUGUAUUUGCUAGGCU
Aspergillus welwitschiae is the source of this 2034-nucleotide messenger RNA. RefSeq lists its product as uncharacterized. The record is from RefSeq and is a predicted model, not a curated record. The coding region runs from base 1 to 1938 and encodes 645 amino acids. The transcript is spliced from 4 exons. Lineage: Eukaryota; Fungi; Ascomycota; Eurotiomycetes; Eurotiales; Aspergillaceae.